Morus notabilis is the source of this 622-nucleotide messenger RNA. RefSeq names its product thioredoxin-like protein CXXS1. The transcript has 3 exons. Lineage: Eukaryota; Viridiplantae; Streptophyta; Magnoliopsida; Rosales; Moraceae. Bases 89 to 559 code for a protein of 156 amino acids. The record is from RefSeq and is a predicted model, not a curated record.
GAGAAGCCAAAUCACCGAAGAAGCAAAUAGAAGAAGAACUCUCUCAGAAAAAUAUAUAAAUAAAUAAAUAAAAAAGGAGGAGAAAGAAAUGGAAGGCCAACAACAACAAGAAGUACAACAGAGUAAGGCCAGAGUGGUAAAGGUUGAUUCUUUGGAGUCUUGGGACCUCUCUAUAACCCAGGCCAACAAUCAAGGCAGUCCUGCGAGAUUUAUUUAUUUUUUUAUUUUUUCAGAAUUCUUACAUUUUUUUUUGGCAGAUUUAUUGGGGCAUCUCUUCAGUGAGAUUGUUGUUCACUUCACUGCUUCAUGGUGUAUGCCUUCGGUGGCUAUGAAUCCAAUUUUUGAGGAACUGGCCUCAAACUACCCUGAUGUCCUGUUUCUUGUGGUUGACGUUGAUGAGCUCAAGGAAGUGGCGUCUAGAAUGGACAUAAAGGCCAUGCCCACUUUUCUGCUGAUGAGGAAUGGAGCUCAAGUAGACAAGCUUGUGGGUGCCAAUCCAGAAGAGAUAAAGAAGAGGAUACAUAGCUUUGUUCAGUCCAUUCGUAUAGAAGUUGCCUAGUUUUUGCUUUUCCACGACUUGUAUAUGUCAUAUGCUUUUAACUUGUAAAAAAAAAAAAAAAAA